GAGCUUGCGUUACAAUUGCGGCGGUUACAAAGUGAAGUUGUGGGGUGACUCUAUAUGGAGUUGGGACCUUUGGGGUUUUGGGAAAUUUGUCACUCACUGUAACAGCUGCAAAUUGGUUGGGAACAACCAAGCUAGGUUGGCAAGGGUGGCCAACUUGGAUGGAUUGGUUGGGAAGGGACAAAUGUCAAAGUUGGGGUUCCUAUAGGGAGGGAAUCUUUGUGCUUAUGGGGUUUCCUUGAUUUGCUUGAUGAGGUAAAACCCCCUGGGAAGAUCAAGUAUGUGGCAGCAGCGUCAGGUGCUUUGCUCCCUGUCAUUGGUGUUGGGAAUGCCAAGGUUAAGGGAGCUAAUGGGGAGCUUGUGGGGCUUGGGAAUAAGAGCAAGGCCGAAGUGACCUUUGGACCAACCAGCUGCCGUGCUAAGCUUGGGAAGAAGGUGCUGUGGAGUCUGGAAGAGGAGACCAGCUGCAUCAAGGACCUGUGGCAGCUGCCCAUCAUCCCUUGGAAUGGGAAGACUCCAACAGCAGCAACGGCAGCAGCGGCAAAGGCAACAGCAGGAGGAGAUGCAACUGCACCAACUGAUGGGGUCCUGGAAGCAGUCAAGAAAGUGCAGCAGCAGCAGACACAUAGUGAGGUGCUUGCUGAUGUGGAUGCGAGUGCGGCAUGGGCUAAGGCUUCAUCAAGGAGUGGUGAGGCCGAUUGGGAGACAUGGCAUGAGAGGCUGUGUCAUGUGAACUUCCCUAUGCUGCAGAAGUUGGUGAAGGAUGGGAGCCUGAAGGGCUUGGAGGUGAAAGGGGGAGUGAAGGAGAUUGGGAGCUGCCCUACAUGCUUGGAGACCAAGUUCUCCAAGUUCCCCUUCAACAGCACUACAGGACCAGCCAAGACCCCACUUGCACUUGUGCACAUGGAUGUGGUGGGGCCCACAAGAGCCCCUUCCCUCUCAGGCAGCCGCUAUUUCUUGACAAUUGUGGAUGACCACACUCGGGCAGUGUGGGUUUACCCUUUGAACAGCAAGGGGGAGGUGGCAGCGGCUGUCCUUAAGGAGUGGAUGCCUAGAGCUCAGAGGGAAUGCGGACACAAGGUGAAGGUGAUCCGCAGUGACAAUGGUGGGGAGUUCAUUGGAGCUGAUUUUGAGGGGGAGUUGAAGAGGAAGGGGAUCCAGCAUCAACUGACAGUGCCCUACAAUCCGCAGCAGAAUGGCGUGGCUGAGAGGUUCAACAGGACCCUGCAGGAGGGGGCACGCACUCUCCUUGGGCGUGCAGGGCUGCCUGAUCCGUUUUGGGUGUCUGCACUGAGGCAGGUCGCCCUUGUGAAGAACAGGGUGCUGGCUACAGUUGGAGAUAAGGAGUGGAUCCCAUAUGUCAAGUGGUAUGGGAGUGCUCCAGCUGUGAACAUGCUGAGGGCAUUUGGGUGCAUGGUGGUGUUUCAUGUGCCUAAGGAGAAAAGGGGGAAGUUGGAGGCUUCUGGAAGAUGGGGUGUGCACUUGGGGAUUGCAAAGGAUCACAAGGGGUGGCUGCUAUGGGACUUGACCACCCAGAAGCUGACAGUGUCAAGGGAUGUGAAGUUUCUUGAGUCCCUGUACUACAAGGAAUGGAAGCAGCAGCAACAGAAGCUUCCAUCUACACCACUCAUUGUGGAGGCAGAUGAGGUGCAGCGGCCUUCAAGGCAGGUGGAGGUUGCAGUGUCUGAGGAGGAGAUGUCUGGGGUGACUGAAGAAGGGGGAGCAGCUGAAGUGGAGCAGCAACAGCAACAUGAGUCUCCAUCUCGAGUUCCACACCCGCCUGAGCGACCUAGGAGGGAUGUGCGCCCUCCGGUGAGGCUGACCUAUGGGGGAAGAGGCAAGCCGAAUGUGGUGCAGGCUGGGAGUGUGGUUGAGCAGAUUGAGGAAGAUGAGAUCGCUCACUGCUACUGGGCACCAAUCCCUGAGCCCAAGACUCGAGAAGAGGCCUUGAAUGGACCAAAUGGGGAGAAGUGGAAGGCGAGUGAGGAUGAGGAGUUUGGGUCCCUGAUUGAGAACGAGACAUGGGACCUGUGUGACUUGCCUCCUGGAAAGAAGGCAAUCACUUCCAAGAUGAUCUACAGGCACAAGUAUGGACCUGAAGGGGAGCUGACCCGCUACAAGUCCAGGCUUGUGGCAAGGGGGUUUCAGCAGACAAAAGGGAAGGACUAUGAUGAGGUGUUUGCUCCUGUGGGGAAAGGAACAACACUGAGGGUGCUGUUAGCGAUAGCUGCACUCCUGGGAUGGAAGAUACGGCAGAUGGACAUUGUGACUGCUUUUCUGAAUGGGAUCAUUAUGGAGGAGGUGUACAUGAAGCAGCCAGAGGGGCUGGAUGAUGGGAGCGGCAGGGUCUGCAGGCUGAAGAAGGCAAUCUAUGGCCUUAAGCAGGCGCCUCGUGCAUGGUAUCACAAGUUGGAGGAGGCGCUGGUGGCUGGGGGUUUCAAGAAGAGUGAGUGUGACCCCAGCCUGUUCCUGCUGCAGGAGAAGGACGAAAUCCUCAUGCUCUUGGUGUAUGUGGAUGAUAUCCUUCUCUUUUCUGCAUCAACUGUUUUGCUGGACAGCGCAGAGCAGAUGCUGGAGAUGCAGUUCAAGUGCUCCAAGAUGGGUGAGGUGAAGUACUACUUGGGGAUGCAUGUGGAGAGAGAUGUGGAAAAGGGUGUGCUGAGGUUGCACCAGAGGAAGUACUGUGAGGGGCUGGCUGAGAAGUAUGGGCUGCAAGAUGGGGGAAAGCCAGCAACACCACUACCUUCGGGGUUCACUGUGGAGCCAUGUGCUGAUGAGGAGGUAGUGGGUGAUAGUGACAGGAAGCUGUUUCAUUCGAUGGUUGGGUCGCUGAAUUAUGCUGCAAAUCAUACACGGCCUGACAUUGCAUUUUCUACAUCACGGUUGGCUAGUGUGGUCUCACGCCCUAGUCAUGAGCAGCUGGAAGCGGCCAAGAGGUUGGUCCGCUAUGUGAGUGCUACGGCAUCAGUGGGAUUGGAGUACAGUGGAGUGAGGCAGCGGUUGCAGAGAGGUGCUGCAGAUGUGAAGAGUGGAGAGAUGCUCUUGAGUUGCUAUACUGACGCUAGCUUCAACUCAGUGAAAGCGGAUGGCACCAGCAUUGGGGGUUAUGUGUGCUUGCUAGGAGGUGGUGCUGUGAGCUGGCGCAGCAAGAAGCAGAAUGAGGUGGGAUUGUCCUCAUGUGAGACUGAGUACAUGGCCUUACACCAUGGGGCCAAGGAAGUAGUGUGGCUAAGGCGUUUGUUGGAGGAGUUGGGAGUUGGUCAGAAGGAGCUGACGGUGAUCUUCUGUGACAAUGAGUCCGCUGUGAAGCUCGCCAAGAAUGCUUGUCUGCAUGGGCUGACAAAACACAUAAGGCCUAAGUGGCAUUGGGUGAGGAGACUCCUUGAUAAGGAGGUGCGGCUGGAGAUAGUGAAGACCCAUCAGCAGGCAGCAGAUAUUUUCACUAAGCGUCUGGCGGAGGCGGAUCAUUGGAAGGGCAUGAAGCUUGCUGGGAUGAGUGUGCAUUGAGUAUGCAUGCUUGAGAUGUGGUAUGGUGGAUGAUGGUUGGCAGCCAGAGGGGGAGAUUGUUGUGUGAUGUCAUCAUAUGCUAUCACAUUCUGUCUGCCUCCCAUCCCAUGUUUUCAACUUGCAUGUGUGGUUUGAAUGUGCAAGCAUUUGUGUGUGGUGUGUUCUGGAGUUUGGGAAUGUGUUCUGUGUUAUUUUUGUUUAAGCAGGUAUUUGUGAUGAUAGAUCUUGAGAAGAUCUUUCCGACGCAACGAGAAUCCCUUCAAUCGGAGCAAGAACGCGAAAGCUAUGAAGAUUCAAAGUUCAUGAGCUUGCGUUACAAUUGCGGCGGUUACUAAGUGAAGUUGUGGGGUGACUUUAUAUGGAGUUGGGACCUUUGGGGUUGGGGAAACUUGUCACUCUACUGUAACAGCUGCAAAUAGGUUGGGAACAACCAAGCUAGGUUGGCAAGGGUGGCCAACUUGGAUGGAUUGGUUGGGAAGGGACAAAGGUCAAAGUUGAGGUUCUUAUAGGGAGGGAAUCUUUGUGCUUAUGGGGUUUCCUUGGUUGGGGACUCUCUUGGGACCUUCCCUCUCAUCCCUCUCUUCUAUCCCAACCUUUCUCUUGCUCCUUUAAUUCCUUGUGAGAUUCUUGAACCUUGAUUGAACCUUUUGAGAUUGAGUUAAGUUCUCCUCCUACAGCUUACCCCCUAGUGCGUCGAAAGCCAUAGCGUCGCGAAUACUUUAUCAAUCAACGUGAUUCAAAUUGGGAACGGUAGCUGAGAUUAAGAGC
Molecule: messenger RNA, 4272 nt
Organism: Closterium sp. NIES-67
Lineage: Eukaryota; Viridiplantae; Streptophyta; Zygnematophyceae; Desmidiales; Closteriaceae
Source: the annotation of a GenBank genome assembly